CAUAAUUUUGCCUUGCCCAACCAAAGCAAAACUCAACCAAACAGCUGCUCUUUACCUUUCUUUAUUCGUUUUCUGGUGCGGAACUCAAAACUGCCACUUACCUGGUUUGUUACCAUUGGACUAAACAUAGAUAAUAUAGCACAUUCAUGGUGGUUUUAAGUCUCCAAGUAGUUCAGUUUUCUUCUCCUCAACAUCUGUUAGUAAAAAGACAAAGAACUGGAGGCUUUAUCCGUUGUGGCAUUGCUGAGCCAUCCGGGGAGCCAGCUCCCAUGGGACAGAAAACAAAGUACAAUGAUGGGUUCUUUGAGAAGGCAUUUAUGACAUUAUUUGCGCGCAAGAUGGAGAAGUUUGCAGCUCCAUUGAAAUCUGGGACGGAAUUUAAAAAAAAGGGAUGGUUUGAUUAUGACUACGAGAGUUUUGUGGACGUUUCAAAAAGAGUAAUGCAAGGAAGGUCAAGAAUGCAGCAACAAGAAGUGGUUAGGGAAGUCCUCUUGUCCAUGCUCCCUCCUGGUGCGCCAGCUCAGUUCAGAAAAUUAUUUCCACCAACAAAAUGGGCUGCAGAAUUCAAUGCUGCAUUGACAGUGCCUUUCUUCCACUGGUUGGUUGGACCUUCUGAGGUUGUGGAAGUGGAGGUAAACGGAGAGAAGCAAAAAAGUGGAGUUCAUAUAAAGAAGUGUAGGUACCUGGAGAAUAGUGGGUGUGUUGGAAUGUGCGUAAAUAUGUGCAAGAUUCCUACUCAAGAUUUCUUCACCAAUGAAUUUGGUCUUCCAUUGACCAUGAUUCCCAAUUUUGAAGAUAUGAGUUGUGAAAUGGUGUAUGGCCAAGCUCCACCCCCAAUUGAAGAGGAUCCAGUAUUCACCCAGCCCUGUUUUGCAGAAAUUUGUUCAGUGGCAAACCCCAGCUCCCCUGUUUGUCAUAAAUUACAAGCUUGAGGAUUUUUACUUCCUAUAGGUUAAUUUAUCACUGGAAAUACAUAAAUUAUUUCAUGUCAUAAGCACCUCCAAGGUCUAUCUGCCUUGGCCAUUUAUACAGUAUACAAGAUAGGUAUUUAUCUUUAAAGUUCAAUCAGCUUGAAGAAGAUAUAGUGUUGUUUGAAACAGUCAUUUACAUAAUUUUUGUUAAUUAUAUUCAUGGUCUUGAAUUAA
Molecule: messenger RNA, 1145 nt
Organism: Pistacia vera
Lineage: Eukaryota; Viridiplantae; Streptophyta; Magnoliopsida; Sapindales; Anacardiaceae
Product: beta-carotene isomerase D27, chloroplastic-like
Exons: 6
Coding region: 147-932 (261 amino acids)
Molecular function (GO): iron ion binding
Source: RefSeq, a predicted model, not a curated record